This is a messenger RNA of Odontomachus brunneus, 8772 nucleotides long. RefSeq lists its product as uncharacterized. The coding region runs from base 2150 to 7984 and encodes 1944 amino acids. The transcript is spliced from 13 exons. The record is from RefSeq and is a predicted model, not a curated record. NCBI's taxonomy places the organism in Eukaryota, Metazoa, Arthropoda, Insecta, Hymenoptera, Formicidae.
AUGCUCGUCACCGAAAAUAAUCGGGCGCUAUCGCCGAAGUCGCGAGACGCGCCGCGAGUCCGACGAGCUUCUCGAAGAGGCGACCUCACGGGGUCGCAUGGGCGGAUUCUCGUCGCUUCUCGGAGGCUAGAGCGAUCGAGAGUGCUGUCGCGUUUCGAACACGAGAAAGAUUUUGCAAACGGCGAUCGCGCGUGUGCGGAAAUAAACAGAAUCUUUCCGAAAGAUCGCGAUUCGCGUGGAUGUAGGCGCAACCAAAAGACGAAGACUUCUAGUUCUGUGUAGCGCUGAUGUGCGCGUGUGUGUGAAUAAACGUAGUAAAAAGUAACAAGUUCGCAGCAUGUAUUGCUUAAUAAGUGAACUUUUGCAAUUAGUAAAAAAGACGGACACGGUUGGGCUACGUGUCACUCGCUCCUCCGCAUAUAAGUAAAACGAGGUGGGGGAAAUUUGGGCGGACCACAACAAAGGAGUCAUGCCUUGCGAAACGAAGAUGGUCCUGACUUGCGUAAGCCAGUCGACAGUCAGUUCGACGCUGUUGCAAUAAAUAUUUGGACGAUUGAAAAGUCUCCAGUGGGUUUCAACGUAAUUCAAAGAACUGAGGAAGGAAGUGACGAACGAAAUCCAAGAGGGAAAUUAAUUUUGCGCUUUUCCGAUUCUCGUGGUGAAGAGCGAAAACGGAUCAGAGGGACACACGCUGAUGCGUUCGAGCGCAUUCUUCAUAAUAUUUACACGAUUGGAUGUUUAUGAGAGGAAUCAACACUCCACUUGUACGGUCAAUUUAUAGAACGUUGCAUUUGCGUUUACUGACGCGCGUAGAAACGGAUUCACGAGCGGUUAUGGAACGGAGAUAUUCCGAGUGGGAUACUCUCAAACGCGUUCGUGCGUAAUGCGCGGCGCAAAAAGAUAUGUGGCAAGAAUUUGCCGAGCGAAGAAGCUCACGGCUUAAUACGCGAUCUUAAUGUACGUCGUAGACGAAUUGGUAAACGAAAACAAUGGUGAUCUGACGGGAACAUCGUCAAUAUAGAAAUUUCGUUUACGAUUCUGUGAACAUCCCUCUCGAAGAGAACAUAGUGAAGGCAGGAGGAAGAAAAUAUAUCCAAAUCUCGGGGAUUCUCGCCGGAAUCCGAAUUAUCCGAAUUUUAUGAGUGCAGAAUGCUAUAUGUCGUAAGCAAAUCGGUAAACAAAGACAUCUGACAAAACAAGAACACUGUCAAUAUCGAAAUCUCUUUUACGAUUCUUUGAGCAUCCCUUUCUUCUCCCCCAAAACAUCAAAGUCAGGGGGAUGAAAAUAUUCAAAUCCUGAAAAUUCUUUCUAAAAUUCCAAUUUUACAUAGAUAAAUCGGCAAACAAAGAUAGUAAUUAUCUGACAACACAGGAAGAUUGUCAAUAUCAAAAUUUCGCUUCUGGUUCUUUGACUCUCUCCUUAAGUAACACAUUAAUUAUUCAACUCUCCAGAGGUUCUCUCCAGAAUCCGAGUUUUAAAUAUUGUAGACAAGUUGAUGAACAAAUACAUCUAACAACACGAGAACAUUGUCAAUUUUCAAAGUUCAGCUCAUGGUUCUUUGACCAUUCCCUCAAGUAACAAACCAGAAACGGGAAGAAAGUAACUAUUCAACUCUCAGAGAUUCCCUCCAGAAUCUGAGUUUUAAACACCUUAGAUAAAUUGGUAAACAAAAACAGUGGUCAUCUGACAACACGAGGACAUUUUUAAUAUCGACAUUUCAUCCAUGAUCCUUUGACUAUUGCUCUCAAGUAAUAAAGUGCAAGAAAAGUAACUAUCCAAACUCUUAAAAUUCUUCAGAAUCCGACUUUUAUACGUUAUAAACAUAUCAAUAAACAAAGACAGUGAUUAACUAACAAAUCUUCAAUAUCGAAGUUCCAUUCAUUGCUCUUUUUGAUCAUCCCCUUCAAGUGUAAAUCCCUCAACAAAGUUGAGGGAUCCCUUAAAAGACGGGAGAAAAAAUACUAUUCAACUUCCAGAGAUUCUCUUCAGAAUCCGAGUGUUAUCAGUAUCGUACCAAGUAUUGCAGCAUCACCUCGGAACCCACAUAAAAAAGAUGACACCACAAGGUCUCCGUCCUCUGUUAAAUAUUAGUCGCUAAAUCUUGAAGAACGUUUAAAUUCCACGUCGCACGCCCAACUAUAAGAUCCAAUGGCGGAGGAUAACACACACCAAGUCGAGGAACACAGCGUGUUCGACGUCGAGAGGAAGCUCGACAGAUCGAGUGGCUGUCGUCCACGAGACCAACGCGCUCUCAGAGUCAAGGACAAGCUCGAAGAGGGUCGACUUCCGACCCCGCCGCCUCUGCCGGACGCACAAUGCCCGCGGUUCGCUCGGGAUCGCGGGAUGCCCGGGUCUCGGGCCACCGGCCGGCCGGACGAAGAGGAAGAAGAGGAGGACCUGGUGGCUUACCUCAGCGAGCUGGGUGCGUCUCCAGUCGAGGGUCACUCGUUCGACUACGACACGCCGAACUCGGCGACUUCGGCGAUGGGCGUCGCGGCUGGUCCCUUCGCCGAGGAGGCCUUCGAGCACUUGGACCGGCUGUGCGCGUUGACAGAGCAGAUCCUGGAGCUGCGUGACCGCAGUUCCAAGCAGUUCCGGCGCGUGCGAGGGCUGGAGCGCGUCAAGGCGCUCAGGAAUGCCGAUCGCCGGCUGGAGACGGCCUUGGCGAACGACGAAGAGCUGCUCGGCGACUUCCCAGACGAGGACACCGGCUUCGCCGAGUCGUUGUUGGACGCGAUGUUGUCCAAUUGCCGCGACCCGCCGGCGCAGAGGAGGAACGAGCGUUCCAGUGUGCGCUCGCCGUCGUCGAGACAACGGAGCCGGUCGCUCGCCCUCGCCGAGCAAACCCUGACCGGCACGUCCAACGUGCCCGUCGAUCGCGCCGAUGCGGAUAAGAGGACUGUGAGGAACGCGGUCCGCAAUGGCGGCCCCAAGGUCAGCAAGUGGACCAGAGUGAAGGCGGCCUUCAAAUGGGAACGUGCCUGUACCAACGAUCUCGCGGAGAUCGCGGAAUCAAGCACUGCGACUCCGACGACACCCACGACGAGGUAUCUGAGGAUCCCGGAUGUCACUGCCGGCAGCUGGAGCGGAUCAGCUUUGUCGGCCUGCACCAGCGAGCUCUCGAGCCCAUCCACGCCGAUCGGCAGAGUAUCUCCUACGUCGUCGUCCAACGAGGAGGUUUUCGACGAACCGCGGAAAAAUAUCAUAAACUAUCCGGAUCGACAAUCGCCACAAGCGAAAGAUGAUAGGAAGAAAGACGAUCCAGAUCGACACAGUAGAUUAUUCGAUCGCGACACCUCCAUCGCGGAGAACGUUGAUUCCAUAGAACUUCCCAAUGAGGCCAGUCGCAAACCACUGAUCCGCAUUAUAUCCGAUGCGGACUCAAAGAUGCGUGUCGCGAACGGGAAGGACUCAGAAGUGCCGUCGAAAAGACCGACGCCGACCCUGACGAUCACGAUACCGUCGAACGAGGAGGAGAUCAGAAGCUUGUCCUCUCCCGAGUCGAUGUCACCUUUGCCCUCGAGCGCGCAGGAUUCCGGCGGAAGUUCGCCUCAACGUCCCAAAACGCGUCAGGAUAUUCUGAGCUCGCGGGAGUUUAAGCGGCAGUACUCGACAAUCGAGGAAGCGAUUGCGCCGGCACCGAAGAUACAGAGGCAAGAUUCGAAAUGGAACAAGGUCAGGCGUGCUUUUCUGACAAACGCCACCUUCAGCGUUCCCCCGAGCCCGGUUAGAGCGGUCGCCGCGCAAUCGUUCGCAAACGAUGAUACGCGCCGAGCUCGCAGCUGUAGCGAAAGCGUCGAGGAUCUCGGUAAAACCGUUGCAGGUACCAAGCACUGCCGAGCGGAAACGCUCAGGGACUAUCAGGCGCUGCGAGAGAAAUUCGGCGUCGAGUUUUAUCGGAAGCUGCUGGAAUGGGAGCGCCUGAAGGGCAAUCCGCCGCGAGUCCUCGCCGCGCGGAACGUCCGCGACGGCUUGCCGCUGAACGAGGAGCGGCUAGCGCCUGAGUUCAGGAAGAAGCUGCAGGACUGGAAGAGGGCGAAGAAGGGUCGACGGUCGGGAGCGAGCAUCGAGCAACAACGCGUCAGCCGUCGACGGCUGACCGAUUGGCAGCUCUGGCGCUCCUCGUCGAAACCUGAGCCCAGGUGUUAUGGCAAAAAUCAAAACUCGGUCAGUUCUCGCGGAAGUUGCGCGAGUAUCGGCAGUGCGGGGAGCUUCGCCAGCGACGGAAAGCAACAUCUUUGCGAGGAUUUCGUCAAGAGAAUGGAAGCGUGGAGGAGAAUGGGCGAGGCCGCGUGCAGAAACAGUGAGAGACCGAAACCACCGACGGCGAGUCGUGUCACAUCCGAUGUCAUCGACGAGACGGAAUUCUUCGCUUUGGAAAAGCUACUGUUGCUUUUUGGCCAAAGGAUCAGGAAGGAACGCCGGGAGAGCGACGCGAAGCAACUGAACGAUUGCUUCGAUGGCGACUCGAGAUUCACGGCUGCAUCUCGAGGCGUAAGUUGCGGCAACGAGGUGUUGAUUCGCACCUCCGUCGGCUCUUAUCGCUUCGAGGGCAUAUCUCGAGAGUUCACGAGGAAGUUAUACGAUUGGGAGAAGUACCGCGGAAUAUCACCGAGAUCCUCCACGUUCCGCCUGUUGGGGCCAGGUUACACACCGUUCGCGCAGAAUUCAGAUGAAGCUACGUUGACGGAGUCACCAAAUACGACAGGUAAGAAUCGUGCGCUUCACUGGAGCCUGAAGAGAUCCAAGUCCGAUGGGAGCGUCUUCGAAGAUACUCUGCGCGACGGCUCGUACACACUUCGUCGUUCUACGAGUCUGCACUCUUUGAUCUCUACGGACAAGCUUACAGAUGACAAUCGAAUAAACGCCCUGCCAACUUCUAGCAACCCGCAGGAUAUCAAGGAUCACUCUGAGGACACCGCGGUGGACUCCGAGCCGGAAGCGAUGAUCGUAGACAUCGAAGAUGUCAUUGAAGAAACUGCCAGUCCCCUGGAAAGGGUGCAGCCUCACCAGACUCCAGUUUACUCCGUCGCGGCCAGCGAGACCACCAGUAUCGCGGUUCCUCUCGGCACAGUCACUUCCAGUCACGAGCCCUCACCCGUAUUUCUGGUCGAAGCCGAGGACGACGAUGACGAUUGCGAACGAUGGGACGGAAGAACGUGGGUCCGCCAGGAAGCUCGCUCGAGCGAGAACAGUCCGAGUCCGGAACAGUUCCCGGCGUCUGAGGACUGGCACGAGAGGACGACGCCCGUGGACGAGGAUAAAGCGAGCUGGGAACCGUGGCGUAAAGAACACGACAGGGUGGACGAGGCCGCUGCUGCAGGAUGGACCGAGAGGACGGGCUGCUCGAUCCCGGACGACGACUCCGUGAAAUCCGACCGGCCGAUCGGGUGGAAUCAAGACGCUUGGGACGAGCUGGGCGAGAUUUUUCAGAGAUACGCCAACGAAGCGAAUAGACACUCGAUGGUGCGCGAGUUGCCUCUCACGCCGAUCUACGAGAGCAAUACCGGCAAAAAUGAUACCAAGCAGCAGAACUUUCUCGGCACCCAACGAAAAAGUGACAAUGUUGGACCUGCAGAGAACCUGGGAGCCACAUCCGCGAUCUGGAAUGCGGAGAAAUUAACGGACUCGCCGCGCACGUGUAAGAGGAUGAACGAGGCAAGGAAGACUGAGAAUUCAGCAGAUGAACCGAAUAACGAACGGAGGAGGAAUGUGGAGGAUCACCAAGACGCCGAAGACGUUGCGAAAUCCGAAAAAACGAUGCCCAGUGCCGGUUUUCACACUUAUCAAUUAACAACACCGUCAAAUUGUCGCAGUUCCAAGGAAACUUUCUCGAAUAUAUCCAAUUUAAAUUUGGACGAUGACAAUGGCUCUUUGAAAUGUCACGGCGCUGAUACCGGAAACGAGACAUCGGUACGUUACGAGAAUUACAGUUUAUCCGAGCUGCAAAGCGACGUCGACCGACAUUACGAGAUUCUCACGUUUAAGACGGACACGUGCGACGAUACGGUUGAUAACCGCUUUUUAUACGAACCAAUUGGCUGUCACGAGAAUCGCAGUCCUCCUCGCAGUAAUCAAAAUACGAGAGUAAAGCUCUCGUCAUCAAGAUUACCUGGCGUGGAGAAAUCAGACCUCUCGGAAAUUCCGACGAAUCUCUUGAUCGAUUCGACAAUUCGGACCAUCCCGAUAACCGUCUCUAGAGAUAACGAAGCGCGCUGUCUCGAGAGGAUUCUGAUCAAUGAAGAAACAUUGAACAAAAUAAUCGUUCCUACGAGCGCGGAGAGCGGCACGAAGAGCGCGGGGAGACCUCGGGAUCGUUUCGCGAACGCUGAUCAUCUGGAAGAAAGCACAGCGGUCAGCGAUCAUCGGCAUGACGGCGACCACGCAACGGUGAGAAUGGCCGAGGAUCACCAAGUCGUGUGCACCAAGAAGGAUGGAUCUUCCUCCAGAAAUGUCUUCGUGAGGACGAAGCGCAUGAUCUUCGGACCGUUCCGCCGAUCAGAGGAUCGCCCUUUCUCGAGGAAGGAGAGCGACGGCUCCGUGGACGAGCGACUUCUGCGUUCCAAGUCCAAGAGUAAAUCGAGGUCAUCUUCACCGAAGCUGUGCCGGCAAGACGCUCUGCUGCGCGUAUCGUUGUCUUUGCCAUGGCCGCUGCGCUCCACCUCGAAAGAGAGCGAGGUUGCCUCCGGAACUGAGUCCAGGAGAAGUUCAAGCGGCAAGGCGGAAGACGUAGUAACGGUACAGAGAAGGGACUCUCGUUGCAGCAAGUUCAUUAGCGACGAGCAGAGAAACACGGAUGAUAAAAAGCCCAACGAUCAAGUGACUAACGAAGAACCGUUGUCCACUGAGAUAAAUCAACCACAGACUCAUCACGCAGUCACAAAGCCUAGCGCCGCGUUGGUAAACACGAGGACUUCGGUGGGAACGUCCUCUCCGUGCGUUUUGGAGCAAGCAGACCGGUCAAGAGUCGUUAUGGUCGGGCAGGAACAGAGUACGAGUCGAAUGCAGGACGAGGGCAAGCGUGGUCGAACGCAGGACGAAGGAGAGCAGGACCAAGUCAAGUGUAGUCGAGCACAGAACGAAGAGGAGCACAAUGCGGACAGGUGCGGCGAAAGGCAGAGCGAAGAGAAACCGGACGAGGUGAAGUGCAGUCGAAGGCAGGACGAGCUGAGGCAGCAGCAGGACGAGAAUCACGCGAAGGGCGACGCGGUGCCGUCGGACUUGAUGCACAAACUCAGAAUACUCUCAGACGCCGCGGCGAGAAGGGAAGGACGAGUGACUGCUGCUGCGGAGAGCUUCGCGGUCAGCAGCUCGGAAUCGCGCUCCUCCAGGAUACGGCGUGCCAAGGAGAGUUUCCUGUCGCGCCGAGGCGGUCCCUUCUGCCGCUCGAUGAUGGAGCCGCCGGAAGCGGGCAGUCGCGAGAACGAUCCCUGGAGACGAAUGUCCACGUCCAGUCAGGUCUCGAGACCGAGUGAAGCCGCGGCGUCCACCACGGAGUCUGAGGAAGGCGCGAGAAGUGCGAUGGAAGCGGCGGUCCCGCACGACGAAAGCUCCAGUUCGAGCGAAGACCAAAGCUGCGCGCAUCAAGAGGACCUCGACGUCGGUGUGCGAGCGGACCUGGUGAAGUCCGCCAGCGCUGGUAUGAUCAACGUGGACCCCGACACGUUCGGCCGGCUGGUCGCGGUCGAUCGCGGAUGCGAGUCCUUGCCGAGGACGAUCGCGAAGCGCCGCGACGCGUCCGGCCCGUUGGCGAAGAUCGUCAGCAAGCUGAAACUCUCACGCCUGAUCCGCGCCAAGAACGUCGACGGCGGCAACAUGAGCACGAUCUCGACGUUGUGCAGGCAGAGCCUAAUGAUCAACAUGCAAAGCAGCUCGGAGGCUCGGCGCGAUGACGAGGUUGCGAAUGGUCCGGAAGAAACCGCGCACGACGCGGAUAAAGAUGAUGACGGUCAGGUCGAGUCUUCCGAAAAGAUCCACGAAUAAAUGCUUCGUACGAGUCAAUUAUGUAAUCUUAGGUGUCUCUUUGUGAAUUCGUAUCUGUUUCUUCAAAUUUUCUUCAGCCGUGUAAACUACGCGGCUGUUUAACUUUUUGAUAGGGGAGACCAGGACUGUAUGCCCCCAACGGUAUGUUGCGCAUGUGCUUUUUCUAGUAUUUAUCUUGAGGAAAAUAGUGGAUACACAGAAUCGCGAAAUAGUCCUUUUAAAACAUAAAUAUUGUUUCCUGAGUUUCAUUAAAAUCGGAAUAAUAUUACAGUUCCUACACAACAGAAAUGUUCAAAAUACAUCAUAGGGAUAUCCUAGAAAUGUUGCGAUUAGAGAUGGACGAUACCGAUACUGAUUGUAGCUUAUAAUCGAUUAUUUCUGUUCGAUGUUCCAUCUCUACAGCCGAGCGCGAACUUCGAACACGAUCGUCCACUCGCCGUCCUCCAUUACUUGCUUCGCCAUCUCGCUCGCGCUCGCUUAUCUGCCCGUCUGUCAUUGUGGCUGUUUACGAUAAUUCGAGUUGGAGUAAGUACGAGUUAGUUUCACUAGGGCCGAAAAAUAUGAUAGGCACAAGCAUCUAGUAUUUUCAUGAUUUAUGACAACUCAAUGCUGUCCGAUAAAUCGAGUAGAGUUAGGGUAGUAUAGCGGAUAGUAUAUGUGUAAGAGUUAACAGUAUCAUGUAACAUAGUUUCGUAAAAUAUGUAACAUUAAUGUUACGAAACAAUGAUUUAUUACAUUUUAGAAAAAUUAGAAGCACUAAAUUAAAUUAUGAAAAGAUAUGUAUUUGU